CGUACAGCAGCGCUGACAUGAAGAAGCUAAACAACUAGCAGCUCCGAAAAUGAGCUCAUUAUUAACGACCUGAAAGUCAUUUCACAUUCGAGCCACGUUGUUUUUUAGUGUCUAUUCAUCAUGAACUGAAACGGGCCUGAACUUUGCUGCACAUGCUCUCUUUGGACACAUUUAGGGCUGUUUAACAGACUUCACCAUGUCGUUCCUGGUGGACUCCGUCAUCAUGUUUACCUCUCAGGUGUUUUUUUUCGGUUUUGGUUGGUUAUUCUUUAUGCGGCAGCUCUUCAAAGACUAUGAGGUGCGACAGUAUAUUGUCCAGGUGGUUUUCUCCGUCACGUUUGCGUUUUCAUGUACGAUGUUUGAGCUCAUUAUCUUUGAGAUUCUGGGUGCCUUAAGUACCAGCUCCAGAUAUUUCCACUGGAAGCUAAAUCUGUAUGUGAUUCUGCUGGUUCUGAUCUUUGUGGUGCCUUUUUACAUCGGUUACUUCGUUGUCAGCAACAUACGCCUGUUGCAGAGACAACGGCUUCUUUUUGCCUGUAUGGUGUGGUUUACCUUCAUGUAUUUCUUCUGGAAGUUGGGUGACCCAUUUCCCAUCUUAAGUCCAAAACAUGGGAUUCUGUCCAUUGAACAGCUUAUCAGUCGCGUUGGUGUGAUCGGAGUCACUCUCAUGGCACUGCUGUCUGGCUUUGGUGCCGUCAACUGUCCUUACACGUACAUGUCCUAUUUUCUCAGAAAUGUAACAGACAGUGACAUCCUUGCUCUGGAGCGGCGGCUGCUCCAAACAAUGGACAUGAUUGUCAGCAAGAAGAAACGAAUUGCCAUGACGCGGAGGCAGAUGUAUCAACGCGGGGAGGACCAGAACAAGCAGACAGGGUUUUGGGGCAUGAUCAAGAGCGUCACCUCCACACAAACAGGCAGUGAAAAUCUCUCUCUGAUCCAGCAGGAGGUGGACGCUCUCGAGGAGUUGAGUCGACAACUCUUCCUGGAGACCGUCGACCUGCAGGCCACCAAGGAACGAAUCGAAUACUCAAAGACAUUCCAGGGAAAAUACUUCAACUUUCUUGGUUACUUCUUUUCCAUCUACUGCGUUUGGAAAAUCUUCAUGGCCACGAUAAACAUCGUGUUUGAUCGAGUUGGGAAGACGGAUCCAGUGACGAGGGGGAUUGAAAUUACAGUAAACUACUUGGGUAUCCAGUUUGAUGUGAAGUUCUGGUCUCAACACAUCUCCUUCAUCUUGGUUGGAAUAAUAAUCGUGACGUCGAUCAGAGGUUUACUCAUCACUCUCACCAAAUUUUUCUGUGCGAUAUCAAGCAGCAAGUCCUCUAAUGUCAUCGUGCUUGUCCUCGCUCAGAUUAUGGGGAUGUAUUUCGUGUCGUCGGUGCUGCUGAUGCGGAUGAGCAUGCCGUUGGAGUAUCGCUCCAUCGUGACUGAGGUUCUGGGGGAGCUGCAGUUUAACUUUUACCACCGCUGGUUUGACGUGAUCUUCCUGGUCAGUGCGCUCUCCAGCAUCCUCUUCCUUUACCUCGCCCACAAGCAGGCGCCAGAGAAGCACAUGGCUCUCUGAUCGCCUGUCUGGCGUCUUCUCUCACAAUGAACCUGCUGGGUGACUUUUAUUCUGGAGCUUGGAUGUCCAGAAAUCACUUUUUUUUGUUUUUUUUUUUUAAUUCCUGAAUCAGGAAUGUCUGAUUUUUGGGGGCAAUGUUUUUGGGAACUGUUGGAGCACCAAAUGAAACAUCUUUAGAAGGACACUUUUGCAAAAUGUAAAGGUUUUAUGGCUACGUUUUAAAAUUACUGCUUUUCUCUCCAGGAAGUACUUUGAAAAUGUUCUGUGCUCUGAAUUUUGAUUGUUUUGUCAAAACCUUAAUUUCUUUUUGUCUAAACACACUGUUUCCCUGUUUUAGUUCCACCGAUGUGCACAUAUGAAGGAAAUAUAAAGAUUGCACUUGUGAUCAAUAAUUGUUCAGCUAUCUAAUUUAACAAGAAAGAAAACAAACUUUCUUCAAAUUGUUGCUUUUUCUUGUAUUAAAUUUUUACUUUUGUUUAAAGAAUGAGAAACGAUUUUCUCUUAAACAUCACAAGUGCUACAUAAUGGCCUUUUUUUUUAACACCAAAAUCCUGAAGUCUGAAUGAAAUAUUUGUGACGUGCUUUCGUGAAAAUACUUUUUCUUUCUUUAUUUUAAAGAAAAUCUAUGCAGUUAUGUUCAAAGUCGUUGAUUUUAGAGGGUUGAGUGAGUUUCUCUGAUCCAGUCCCACUAAUCUGCUCCCUCUAUGUAAGAGGAUGUGCCUUUUAUUUCAUUGCUGUACAGCUUUGCAAUGCCACGGUAGCGCACUUUUGUCACAGUUUAAUAUCAGGCUUGAAGCACAUUUUUACCAUGUGAGAGCGUUCGUUAUCCGGGGUAAAACGCUGCAUCACAGAUGGGAAUGCUGAAGUAAUGUAAAGGUCAGCUGGUUGAUAAGCUAGUUAAGACAUUAAUAUACAAUAUGUCAAGAACCAAAAAGUGCACAUUUGCUUUUGAAAAUGGCAAAACUUUGUGAUUUAUUGCCGUGCCGACUGGGAAACCCGGCUUCUAGACACAGAACUGCAUUUUUAAAGCAAUUUCUUAUGUGAUGUAAUAGCAGUUUGCAAAUCUGAGCUGCUCACUCCAUGAUUUAUGAGACAUAUAUGCUCUCAAGCACAGAAAUCAUUCAUUUAUUUAUUGUUUCCUCUCCAUGUGUGUCCCUUUUUUAAAACCUUUAAUAAAGGCGUCCGUCGGUACAAAGACAAACUAAUACCCGAGAGAUCACUGUUUACUGUCCUUAUAGUGACUUUAAUGUUGGUACCAUUAGGAAAGACAUAGUCGUGGCAUAAACACUUGAGAUUUGAAAGCAUUUUCCUAUCUUCUGCUCAUGAAACAUCAGUUCUCACGUGAAUCUGAUUUGGAGAGUGAUUUCUGAAAGUCUGUAUUAUCUUUGUUGUGUGCUCCAGCUCAUCUCUUGUGACUUCUAACCCGAUGAAGCUCAACGAGCGCCUCGUUAGAGAGGAAAACAAAAAAAAAACACAAAGAUCAUCAUCAGGUCAGGGCACAUCGGGGUCGUUAUUCAGGCUCGUCAAAAUCUCUCAUCGACGCUGUCCACAGAUGAAGAUGAAGACACAGAUGGGCUCUAAAAGAGAGAGGGGGGGGGGGCAUUAAAUACCAUUAAAUACGGUUCAGUAAUCAUCUGAUGGUUAAUGAAACCUAGACCAUGAUUAAUAAACUAAAUGCUGUCUAAAGUUGAGCAACAUCCUAAAGUCCUGUAGUGCUCUGUAUUAAUCUGGGCUUCCUAGGACAUUUACAAUCCCAUUGACAUCAUGUUAAUGUGUUGCUUAUAUUUACUGUUUAUGAUCACUUUAAAGAGAUUUGAAUAUGCAAUAAUAUAUCUUCAAGAAACCAAAUAUGAGUAUGUUUUUGGCUUCAGGCAGAUAAACAGAGCGGAGAGUAAAAGAGGAUGUUUUGGACCGACACCAGCUUUUUGAAUUUAGGAUUCACAAUCUUUAUGGGGUGUUGGCAUGGUCUUAUUGGGCAAUAAACCCAAUAGGGCUUGAUGACAAUCUUAGUUUUAGUCAUCAAUAAAAAUGUCACAUUUUUAUGUAACAAUGCGUCACUAAGCUUCACCCUUGGGACUAAAAAAAAGGAAAAAGAAAAGGAGGAAAACGUCUCACACCAACCAACCUUAGUUUAAACUAUUUAAUUUGAUGAUUCUUUUUUCUCUGACAAGAAUAUUUAGUUCUUUUUUUAAAUACCUGACAUGUUUCGGCGAUUACUUCCGCCUUCAUCAGAGCAAAUUAAAUUGUAAAGC
This is a messenger RNA of Cololabis saira (Pacific saury), 3816 nucleotides long. It is a transcript of the gene gphra, whose product is annotated as Golgi pH regulator. Gene Ontology annotation, cellular component: Golgi cisterna membrane. Gene Ontology annotation, molecular function: voltage-gated monoatomic anion channel activity. The record is from RefSeq and is a predicted model, not a curated record. The transcript has 14 exons. Bases 197 to 1564 code for a protein of 455 amino acids. NCBI's taxonomy places the organism in Eukaryota, Metazoa, Chordata, Actinopteri, Beloniformes, Belonidae. Gene Ontology annotation, biological process: intracellular pH reduction.